Seminavis robusta is the source of this 1290-nucleotide messenger RNA. The record is from the annotation of a GenBank genome assembly. Lineage: Eukaryota; Bacillariophyta; Bacillariophyceae; Naviculales; Naviculaceae.
AUGAAACUCAACCCACAAAAGCAGCAAAAUGAAGGGAUUCCAAUACAAGACAAUGCAGCGACGACAGCUUCAAUCACACAAGCACCAAUAUUGCUAUGGGAAAGACUAAAUCUACCUGAAUACACCCUCAGGGCAAUGGAAAAUCCUAGGUCUCCACAGACCAAGGCAUAUCAAUGGCUAAGCAACAAUAUCAACAAAUCCAACAAUACACAACAUCUCCCAGUAUGGAGACUGAUGCAAAGGUUUGCACUGGCCACAUUUUAUUAUUCAACACGGGGGGACUACUGGGUAUCAAAUCAAGGCUGGCUGGAUUGGGACACCAAUGAGUGCAACUGGGAACAGCUACGAUGGUCGGAUCCACAAGCUGGAGAGGUGGAUUGUAAUGACAGCGGGAAACUCCUUUCAUUGCAAUUUGUUGCUGCCAACAACUUGGACGGAACAAUACCACCAGAAAUAUCUCUGCUUCAUGAGAGCUUGGAAGUACUUUUAUUAUCUUGGAACCGCCAACUCAAAGGAAGUAUACCAACAGAGGCUGGGAUGAUGACAAGGCUGACAGUCUUGUGGUUUAGCGCAACUCACUUGUCUGGAGCACUCCCAACAGAACUAGGUCAGCUACAAAGCUUGGAGAAUCUAAUGAUCUCACACAGCGAGCUUGAUGGGACUUUACCUACUGAGCUUGGGAACCUAAGCAACCUGACAACUCUGGGAUUUCAGAUGGCAAACUUUUCUGGGUCAAUUCCCACUGAGAUUCUUCGACUGUCGAACCUGCAGUCCUUGAGUUUCUUAGAGUGCCCUCUAUUGGAAAAAACAGCUUUCCUCCCUGGGGUUGUUGGAAACCUGCACAAUUUGAAGAUACUAAAUCUAAGCAAUCGGAAAACUGGGGAUUUGACAUCAAUCCCAUCUGAAAUUGGGAAGCUGACCAACCUGGAAAAUCUUAUUUUCACUGACUUUCAAUUCAAUGGCACAAUUCCAAGUGAGAUGGGAUCGUUGACAAAGCUAGCGUACUUGACGUUGAAGAGGAACUCAAUCUCAGGCACUUUACCAGAAGAGUUAUCGAAGGUGUCACAAUUAAGGGUCUUACGAAUCCAAUCCAACAAGUUGGAAGGAAGGAUCCUAGAAAAAGGCGUCCUCCACCAACUCAGCAAGUUGUUGCUUUUGGAAAUAAGUGACAACCUAUUCUCCGGUUCUCUUCCCACAGAAGUUGGUUUGUGUCUAGCCUUAGAAUUGAACUGCAAAACACGCAAAUAUCUGGCACUCUUCCCACGGAACUGCUUUUGUUGGACAACUUGA